This is a messenger RNA of Micromonas pusilla CCMP1545, 3444 nucleotides long. RefSeq lists its product as uncharacterized. Gene Ontology annotation, cellular component: transcription factor TFIIIC complex. Gene Ontology annotation, molecular function: protein binding. Gene Ontology annotation, biological process: transcription by RNA polymerase III. The record is from RefSeq and is a predicted model, not a curated record. Lineage: Eukaryota; Viridiplantae; Chlorophyta; Mamiellophyceae; Mamiellales; Mamiellaceae. Bases 1 to 3444 code for a protein of 1147 amino acids. The transcript is spliced from 2 exons.
AUGAGGGACGACGACGACGACGACGACGUCUUCGAGACGUACGAGGAGGAUGACGUUACGGACGACGAGGACGAGUGGGCCGCGCGCGCGGCGGCGGGGAACGCGGGAGCCCCCGCCCGAGGCAAUCGAGGCGUCGCGUUCGCGCUCGACCGCGGCGGCGACGAGGACGACGAGGACGAGGACGACGACGAGGACGACGACGGCGACGACGGCGACGACGGCGAUGCCGGCGACGACGGCGACGACGACGACGCGCGCGCUGGCCCGUCCGCCGCCGCCCCCGUCGACCCCCUCGACCGAUCCCGCGCGGCGGCGGUCGCCGCGCCCGACGAAUUCGAGGAAGACGAAGAGGAGGAGGACGCGGAGGAGAUGUUCGACACGCAGAGCAUCGACGUCUUGCUCAAGCAGAUGGACGGCCAAGCCGGCGGCGGCCCGGCGCCGUACGAGCUCCUCGCCGCGAGGAAGCGCGAGGCGCACCGCGCGCAUCAGGCGGCGUUCGUGGACGCGUUGAAACGACGCGGGCACGACGUCAGCGCCGCGGAUCUGAGCACGCAGUACGGCGCCGCGAAGCUCGUGCAGUCGCUGGACGUGGACAGGGACGAGCUGUUGGCCGCGAGCCCGCACUUCGCGGCGUUCUUGGGCGCGGCGGACGCGUCGCACGCGCGCCGGAAGCCCGGCGGCGUGGGCAGGGGACGGUCGAAGAAGCCGAGGAAGACGAGGAAACGCGUCGCGGAGGGCGAGGCGGGGCGGAAGAUGGGCGACGCGAACCUCGCGUACUCGACGAGCGACUUCCCGAGGGCGAUAGAGCUCCUGCAGGAGGUGAUACGACUGCUGCCGAACAACCCGGACGCGUACCAGACGUUGGGGGCGAUCUACGAGGAGACCGGGAACGAGCGCAAGGCGUUGGAUUUCCUCAUGAUCGCCGCGCACCUCGAGCCCAAGGACGCCGCGCAGUGGUAUCGACUCGCGGAGAUGUCGAACGCGCAGAAGAACCCGAGGCAGGCGCUGUACUGCCUCGAGCAGGCGCUCAAGGCGGACCCGGACGACGACAACAACCGGUGGGACCAGGCGAACUUAUACGUCGAGAUCGGGGAGCCGAAGAAGGCGAUCGAGCACCUCGACGCGUUGCGAAAGAAACUUCGCGACAACGCGGACGUCGUCGUCGAGCUCGCGCGGGUGUAUCACAGCGUCGGGAACGCGGAGCGCGCGGAGACGACGCUGGACGAUUUCAUGCAGAUGCACGGCGGCGCGCACGUGACGCCGACGCUCGUGAACAUCCUCGCCGAGCUCAAGAUGGAAGCCGGGAGGUUCGAAGAGACGGUGACGCUGAUCGAAGCGUCCGCGGACCGAAUAAAGGAGCUCGCGGAGGAACAGAGGGCGUCCGAGCGCGCGGAGGAAGCCACCGCGGUCGCGAGGGAGGUGCAACAGGCCGCGAGGGAGCGCGGCGCGAGCGAGAACGACGCCGCGCAGGAGGCGGCGGCGGCGGCCGAAGAGGCCAUCGCCGCCGCCGUGCGCGCGGCGAGAAUCCCCGCGGACAUCCCGCUGGAUCUCACCGUGCGACUCGGGAUGGCGCUGCUGUACCUCGACAGAGCCGCGGAGGCGAAGACGCACCUGCAAAAACUUCGAAACGCGUCCGUGGAGGGCCACGAAGACCUGUGGAUGGACGCCGCGGAGACGUGCUGGGCGACGGGACAGACCGCGGACGCGGAGGUGAUGUACACCGCGCUGAUGCGCUCGAGCGAGCUGUACGACCAGCCCGCGAUUUGGGUGAAAGUCGCCGACUGCAUCUCGCGCAGGAUACUCGAGAGCAGCGCGGACGCGACGUUCACGCGCGCGGCGGCGAUCGACGGCGCGAUCGAAUUCUACCGCGCCGUGCUCUCGCGGCAUCCGGACAGCGUCCAGGCGAAGCUCCCGCUCGCGGAGGGGCUCGCGAAGGCGGGGCGGACCGAGGAGGCGAUCGCCGUCCUCCCGCGCGCGAGCGAGCUCGGCGAGCUGCGCAAGAAGGACGCGCUGCGAGCGCUCGCGUUGCAUCGCGAGUGCAACGCGAACGGCGACGACGUGUUUUUGAGCCUCGCGCUGCCGAUCGCGCGAGGGAGCAUGAAACUCGCGGCGAAGGCGACCGCGACCGCGGACGCGGACGCGGCGGCGACGCGCGACGAAGGAGGAGGCGCCGGAGAAAGGGCGGAGGACGCGGGCGGAGGACCCGGAAGAGGCGGAGGACGCGGCGGGCGCGGGCGCGGGCGCGGCGGAAGGAAACGCAAGGCUGAGGUCGCCCCGACGGCGAAUUCGGUCUUCAAGGGCUACACCAGGAGAGACCGACGCCAGGAGGUAGCGAAGAGGAAGAAGCGAGCCGAAGCCGCCGCCGCGCUCGAGGACGAAGCCGCGGAGGACGAAGAAGACGCGGAGAUGUUCGCCGCCGCCGCCGCGGAGGCGGACGCGCUCUCGCGCCCGCCGCCCGAGGAGGAGACGCCGCCGGAGGCGUCUCCGACGACCACGGAGACGACAUCGGUGCCGUCGCUCGCGGAAGAGGGCGCGUUCGACCUCGUCCUCGAAGUCGCGCACGCGCUGUUCGUCGCGGGGAGGACGGACGAAUCCCUCGCGAUGAUCGACGAGUGCCUCUCCUUCUCGCGCGAACGCGGGUUGACGAACGAGCAGAUCAACGCGCUGAAAUAUCUGCGCGCGCACGCGUUCGCGCGAAGAGGGCAGCACAAAGAAGCCGCGGAGAGCGCGCGCGCCGUCGCCGCCGCGCACCCGGAGUCGUCCGAGGCGUGGCGUCUCUACUCCCACGCCGCCGUGCAGAGCGGCCAGGUGUCUCGAUGCCUGCGCGUCCUCGCGAAGAUCACUCAGUCGCACAGGCAACAAGACGAGAAGCGCAGAGCCGCCGGCGACGGCGAUAUCGACGACGACGAAAUGCGACGACGCGUGCCGGUGCUGCUGACGGCGGGGUUGAUGAACGCGCUGCAGGGGUCGUGGGGCGUCGCGCUCGCGGAUUUGAUGCACGCGGUGGCGAUCGAGCCGGAGGACCCCGCGGCGUCGCUCGCCGCGGGCGUCGCGGCGCUGCACCACGCCUCCGGGGUCAAAAACGCGGCGGACGAAGUGCGGCACGCGUGGGUGCUGAGAGCCGUCGCGCUGUUGCAGAAAGCCGGGAGACUGCGCGCGGCGCAAGGGCACGCACGGGAAGGGGAGUACAACCUCGCGCGCGGGUUACACCAGCUCGGGCUCGUCCAUCUCGCGGUGCCGCUGUACGAGCGGUGCCUCGCGAGGGACGACGACGACCCCGCGGACGCGGACGCGGACGCGAGCUCGCCAAACUUGAAGUGGGAGGCGGCGCAUAACUUGUCGUCGAUAUUUAAGGCGAGCGGCGCCCCGGAGCUCGCGAGGGAGGUGCUGAAGAAACACGCGACGAUCGUCGAGGACGGUGUUCCGACGUCGAUCACGGCGUGA